AUCCCAACCCACGCUGGUAUCCAUAGGGAAUGGGUUUGCGCUCUUCAGACAGCAGGACUCUGCAACCCAUCACGUCAUUAGAAAUCACCUCUAUAGACGUAUUUACUCCCUGGAUUACGCGAUUCACCAGCGAAAGGCGACAUUUUAACGGAUUUGAGUCCACUCAAGGGUCAUUUCCUGUCAGCAUGCCGCUGCUGUAGUGGAGAGGAACAUCACCACCAGUCACUCACCAUGCUUCAGUUACACACCAGCUGCAGGCCUGCCUGGCUCAUCUGUUUUCUCCUUGGUCUUUCCGUGGUACACACUCAGGCCCAAAAUGUUCUGACUGCACCCGAACAGGUGAGCCUGUCAUCCAACGUGACAACGCAGCAAAUAUCCAUAGCAUGGCUGGGAGGCGGCUCUACAAUGUUUGACGUCAUGAUCCUCAGGACGGAACUCAACGAAAGCGUCUUCUAUGACACGCUGCCUGUGACCAUAAAUCAGUCAACUGGUCGGUACGAGUGGAAUUGGACCUCAGCAGAACCUCUGGAAUGUACUUCAUUGUCUGUCCAAAUUCGCUCAAGAGAAGGGCAGACGACGAGUGAAUGGAGCGACACGUAUAUUCUCCAAGGAGAAGAUCUGCCCACCAAAAGGAUGUUCAAGAUGUACCCAGUGGACAGAGCUGUGCUUGCAGGGGACAGCACCAGUUUUUGUUGCAUUGUGGAAGAAGGGCGGGACUUUGGUCGCGUAACUUACGGCAACACAGUCGUGAACGUCACCCGGCUCAGUCGGCGAAGUUACGGCUUCACAGUGACCAACCAGUCGCCAUCCAACAGUUCCAGGUCGGGGACCAAUGUCGUCUGCUGGGACAACGUUGACCAGAAUAAGAUGUCUGGAACCGUGGUCUUUGUUGGAUAUCCUCCUCUGCUCAGUGAUUUUUUUUGUGAGACUCACGAUUUGAAGUCAGCCGUGUGCCAGUGGAGGAGAGUACGAGACACCAGAUUGUACGGCAGUAAGCGGCGAACAGUCUACUCACUAAACGACAGGGAAUGUGCGAAAGAAACCAUUCCGGAACAGGUAUUAUUUACUUGUUUUGUGGCGGAGUGGGACGGCAACUGGACGCUGGAAGCUGUGAAUCCUGUGGGCCAGUACAGCAUGAUGGACUCUGCUGAAAUCCGGCACAGAGUGCGGCCAGUGUCUCCUCAAAAUAUAAGCACUGUCGUCCGUGCAUGGGAUGCCACCAUGUUCUGGAAGUGGGAAUAUGACAGCUAUACUUCCCUGGCUCUGGUCUGCCAGGUAGAGCUCAGUUCUCAAGACAAUAAAACAAAGCGCACCUUCACAGGCGUCGGCCUGAGAACGGUGAUUCUUCUGGACCUGUAUCCUGAUGAGGAUUACUGUGUUAGAGUACACUGUGGUGCCCAGAAAAAUUUCUGGAAAUGGGGAAACUGGAGUAAAACCUAUUCUUUCAGAACAAAUAUAGAUGUUCCAGCUGCUCUAGAUGUGUGGAUGCACAUCAACAAUGACAACACAGGUCUGAUUCUUUGGAAGCCUCUGACAGCAAAAGAAAGCCACGGUCAGCUUACAUCUUACGAGGUGACACUCUGGAGCCCAGAGGAGAACCUGCAGCACACUGAAACUCUUCCUCCAGACACCACCAUGCUGCCGAUCAACCUCACCCAAAUAACAGCUUUUAGCAAUGACAACCAGGUCAUGGCAAGUGUCAUCGCCAAAAACGCUGCAGGGGGCUCUCCACCUGUAAGUGUGGCUGUACCUCUACAUCUCACAGAUCAGCAUAAUAUUGCUUUGUCAAGGGUCGUUUAUAUGGACAGUGGGUUCCCCCUUGUCUGGCAGAAUGACAGCAACACGAGCUGUGGUUAUGUCAUAGAGUGGCAUGACGCUUGCUGCCAGCGAGACUGCCCAGUGGAGUGGCUCAAACUGUCCACGGGAAACACAAAUGUCUCUAUUGAGUCAGCCAACUUCCAGCCGGGUGUGAUGUACAACAUCUCCCUGUUCACCUGCACAUUAGAGCUGCUGCAGCGCUGGCAGGGCUUCACGCAAGAGCUGGUCCCGUCCAGGUCUGUCCCCAAACUAGAAAUCGGUCAGCAGGACUCUGAUGUUAUCUUGACGUGGGGAAGCAUCCCUCUGGUCAGCAGGCGAGGAUACGUCCUGGGUUACAAUGUUUACAUGAGUAAUGACUCCCAGCUUGUGAAACUAGCCAAUUUAUUGGGACAAGGAAGCAGGAAGCACACAAUUAAAGGUCUCUCGGAGGGCCCCUAUAAAUUUACAGUCAAAGCCUAUACCUCAGCAGGCGAGGACACGGGCGCCACCAUCUCCAUCACGGUGGAGACCCUUGCUGAUUGGCUCAUCCUGGAAAUACUGGCCUCUCUGGGUCUCUCAACGUUAUUGUUAGCCAUUGUCACUGUUCUUUGCUAUAAGAAACGUAAAUGGGUAAAGACAGCAUUCUAUCCGGACAUCCCUCAGCCUAAACUGAACGAUGACUGGACCAGAACACAGGGACCACUGGAUGUGACGUCAUCUCCCCACAAUAUGAUCCAUGUCGAGGAAAAGCCAGGAUUCAACUCAAUGAAAGAAGUCCUUGUCGGCAUUCCAGAAGAGGACGAGGAGGAAGAGGAGCAGAUGAUACGAGACGAGCCGGUGGACACAGAUGAGCCCACUUCAUUACGCUACUACAACCAAAUGAUUGAUGAACGUCCCAUAAGGCCACGUUUCCCGGACUCCUCUGAUUCUUCUGGGUCUUCACUGGACUCUGGUAACACUGAUGUGACUUACACAGGGAUCCAGACUUCAGCGUCAUCUUUGGUUUUCCCGACGGAUCUUCAAUGCACCUCCGAAGGGCACCAGGUCGAAAUGUGUCUGGGUGGAGAUGGUUACCGCCCUCAGACGCAAACAACAGCAUCAAGCGACGAAGCACUUCUGACGCAUUCUCCACAUGAGCCCCAAACUGCCAGCUCUGGGGGCUACAAACCCCAAAGGUCCUGGCAUUUGGACUCACCUGUGGAGUCUGGAGAACGGGAAUGCCUGGCUCCUAACUUGGGGUCGCCCACAUCUGUGGCUUCCACCCAGUUCCUCCUCCCUGACGAGUCAGAGGAGUACCGAGAGGAGAAACAUCAGCAGUCGUCUUCUGCGACAAGCUGGUUUACCAACCUGCUGACCUCCACAAAACCAUGAUAUUCUCCACAAAACCAUGAUAUCUUCUCAUUGGUCGUUGCAACUAACACUUUUACAUUCAUUACCAGUGACAUGCAGCAAACAAGCUUCACAGGACAAAAUAUAAUUUCCAUUUGGAUGUAGCAGUUUGCACCGUGACCACAGGUAUAUCAUAUGAACACACAGGGCCUGAUCUUCUAAGAUCCAAAUACCUCAUGCAAAACAGCUUGUGCAAAUUCUAAAAUUGCAUGUACUAUUAGUGAGCGUGUUGCGUGUGAUCUAGUAAGAUUUCGUAUGCAAUUGAAAAGUGGUGCAAACCGUCUUAUUUAAAGGAGGUUUUUGCACGUACUACAAAGCUUUCACCAUGGAGACACUCGUUUAGUGCACAUUCUUGUUAUCAUGCUCCUACAAGGCGCAUUUUGCUAUGUUUUAAAACAUGUAGCAGACCGUUAUGUGCCACAUUUUCCUAGUGUUUUAGAAGCAGUCCUGCUGUGCGAUCUACAAUAAAACGCAAUUUUUUAGUGUGCUGACAAGUAGUAAUGUCGAAAAAAUUAGCAGGGACGAAGCAGAAGAACGAAAAAGAGACAUGGCGAUGACGAGUAAGAAGAAGAAGUACGCUUGCAAGUUCCAAAAUGAUUGGAAAAAAUAAUUUAAGUUCAUCCAGGACAGCUCGAAGGGGAAGGGGUAUGCUGCCUGCAAAUUUUGUAGAUCAGACUUCCCCAUUGAACUCAGUGGCCGAACGGAUAUACUCAUUCAUGAAUGGAUUAAGAAAUACUUGAAAAUAUAUACACUAUCCCCCCGCCCCCCUGCCAUCUCCCGAAUUCGGAGGUCUCAAAGUUGGCAAGUAUGCCUUAUAGAGGUCCUAUUAUGAUUUUUUUCUAGAUCGAAAACACUUAACUUGUGGUCUACAUAACGUUUAGUGGUGGUUCUUUGGUCAAAAUGUAGCUCAGAUUAUGUUUUAUAGACCGUCUUCAAGCUGCUUACUGAUCGUCUCUUCAGACUGUGCCGUUUUGUGGGUGGUCUUAUGUAUGUGCUUCCAUUUCUACUUUCUUGUAUUUUAAGUGCUUCCAUAUUGCUUCUACUGACAGGUAUAAGUUAAAACUAUACCCUACUUUAUAUUGGAAAUGGCAACAGCCGAGGACGCAUGUAAAUCCGCGAGCCAGUCUGCCUCACAACAGGACAGAAAAAAAAAAUUACUUAUAAAUUACAGCGUGGACUACAAUGGCGGAAACACGCAAGGCAGCGGAUAAUCCACUGACAUCACACGCUGCAAAAACAUCAUAAUAGGAGCAAACUCCAAACAGUUCGUUUGUCGGAAGUUGUAAGGAAAGAAGGCUAUAUUAUUUUCUAAAUAUCCCCGCAAUGCUUCUACAGUUUGAUUUCAAGUUUUCGGGACUAUAGAGAUCCUAAAUACACCACAGCAGGUACCAAUAGAUAAGAAAAGUUGAUUUUGCAUAAGAGGGCCCUUUUUAGCCAUUCAACAGCUAUAAAAUUAUAAAAUGAUAUUGCUGAAUAGACAAUAAGUCUAAUAUUUUCAUUUUUGAUAAUCCAUAAAUGAUGACAAGCAUACAUAUGGCGGAGCUGCAGCGUCUCCUUUCUCACAGCUAUUUCUGCUCAACCGCCAGUGUGCACGCACAUUCAGACAGACUAAAUAAAGACCCAAAACCGGUCCUGUAGAACAGUUUUAGUCUUGAUAAAUCACAUUGCAUAUGCUAAAUAAUUAUAUUUGCGUUUUUUCCUCCAGGUAUUGUGGUUGUGCUUAUGCUCAGAUCAGCAUAAAUUCUGAAUAUACUGUACUAACUGGAUUGCGCUCCCUAUUUUGCUCACUUAAGCGAUGCAAUCCUCUGCACACAAGCUUAGUAGGUCAGUUUUGCGUGCACUAUCAAGUUUGCACGUGUUUUAAUACACUCAAAUCUUUAGUAGAUCAGGCCAUACUGUAUUUCCUCAUAUAAUGGCCAAAACAUUUCUUUACCCAACCCCAGAGUACCAGUCAUCUUUUUGGGUUGAUACAUAAAAUAAUGAUAUUUAAUCAUUUAUCAAUAUUGAAUAUUAAAUAUUUUAUUGAUGGUAGACACUACUCACUUUCUAUCCAAGCCCUGUUUAACUUCUUGCUCUUUAAACUUCACUGGAAAAUUCAGCUUUACAGAUGCCACACCUGCUGUGCAGGUGGUGUGUGUUGUGGUAACUGUGGCACAAAACGGUAUCAGACACAAGUAAUCCCUGUCACUUUUUUUGGUGUUAUAAAGUAAGUGUCUAUUCAAAAUGAGGGUUUAAUUUACCCUGACGAUUAACUGAGUCACGGCAUGUGUCAACGUGGAGGCCACUAUUUGAGGAAAUCUGGUGGCUUUGUGGGCAUUUAGCACUGGCACAAUGUUGUCUUUCAAUGGUGCAGCUUUUAGUUGGUAUUUGGUUUUCUGUUACUCUUUGUGAUGUGAAUAUGAAUACGCUAAUGAAACUGAAAGUAAGAGCAUUUCAAAUCAAAAAUAUUUCCAGAUAAGAAACACUACAAAGGAAAAUUUUUAUUUUUUUAUUUUUAUUUUAAUGUCUUGUUAUGUUGUCUUUGAGUGGCUCUCUCUGGAUGAGCUAUUGUUGCGAUCCAAUGCACUUUGUAAUGAGUCAUUAUUUUACACGCGAUCAAGAGGGGAAAUAUUUUAUGCUCUGGAAUUGUCUGGAUGAUGAUGACACUGAUGAUAUAAGCUAGAACGUGAACCCAUGUACUGAACAAAUCAUGUUAAUUUUGAAUGUUUACAUUUUUCUUUUAUCUUUAAUCUUUAGUUUCCAUGUACAUAUUUUGCAGGCCAGUCAUUUUUUUUAAUUCAUGUCGCAUGUACAAUGUUACCUGUUAAUGUACAAUUGUAAAUGCUUCCAUUAGUCACCUUUCCCACACUGCUUUUCCCCUUAAAUGUUCACUUUGGGGGGAAGACUGUCCCACAUAGAACAGAACAUAAAUGUAUUAAUAUGUAGACACUACCAAUUAUGCAAUCUGUUUUUUUGGCAUCUCUAUAUACCCCCCAUACAGAUCCAGGAAUGUUGUUACACUUUGAUUAAUAUUCAAUUGCACCAGUGCAGUGGUUCCUAAACCUUUUUCACCAAGUACCACCUCAGAAAACACUUGGCUUUCCAAGUACCAACAUUAAAAUACAGUAGCAUAGUAGGCCUAAAUGUUCAUUAAAACAAGGUAGAUGUUUUGUAUGCAUAUUUAAUAUGUUUGGCAACUGUAACAUUACACACAAUUUGAACAGUAACACUGUGUUGGAAUAUUUAAUGAAGUGAUUCCUUGGCGUGCCACAGUUUGUGAAUCACUGCAUUAGUGCAUACAAAUGGAGUUUUUGGAUAAUUUUAGAAGUCAUUGUGACUUCAUACUUGUGUUUUCAGUGCCUUCAGCAGACAAGCUUUAAGUACAACUACUGUGACUACAAAAAUGGUGGAUGGAACUGGAUGAUGACAAUGCUGGUGGACUUUUCAGGCAGUCCUUUUUUGACUACUGAGACAAUAACCCCCUUCUCCUCCUCUGAGUAAUGCUGUUUUUGUUUUACAAAAAUAUUGAUUGACUGGAUUUAAUCCAAAAAAUACAGUGGUUGGUCGAGCCGGUAAGAGAUCAUGUGAAAGUGUUUUUUUAAAUCUGCUAAGUUAACUUCACUUAUGGUUAAAGGAUAACUUUUAUAUUUUUUUAUUUCUUACAGUGAGAGUGCUGCAUAAAAUAUGCUCCACAAAAUAAUUUUUUCGUCAAAUUUGGGAGGCAUCAGCUGUAUUAUUGUCUUGGAAGGGAGGUCACACUUUUUAAAAAAGCGUGAAAGACUGGAUAUAGUUUUAAGGAUUUAAACAUGGCCAAACUUUUGUUUUUCCAUUUUUAAAUCCAGGUAGGAUGUGUUUCUAGAGUUUAUGUUCAUUUGUGUUUAUAGAUAUCUUUCUGUACGAAACUUUGCUGACACAGGAAAUGAUAUUGUUUAACUAACAGACUUACUGGUGACUUGUCAACUUUCCGAAGAAUCGAAAUGUUUGCAUUAAUGGUUGAAAAUAUUGUGAUCUUGUCUUCCGAUGAUGGUUUAUUUUGGCCGCUAUCACAGCAUUGUGACGUUCAUAUAUCAGGGUAUGCACAGACACACACACACUCCCUGAUUUGUAAACCCAUGCUGCAAAAACCUUAUCCCUUGUGAUUUUUCGAAGCUUUAAAACUAACAAACUAAUGCAGUGCAUGACUAUGACUAAAUGUGCGCCAAUAAAUGCUUUAAAUGCUUACAAUAUUGCAUAGAUUAGUCAUUCUUGUAUCAUAGUCGUCAUUCCUAAUGAACGAGGCUGUGUGUUUCUUCCGAGCAUAUGCUUAAUGUUAACACUAAUAACUAACCGAAAUAUUACUGAUGUAAACAAUAAAAAAUAAUUUGUCUGGCCAA
Molecule: messenger RNA, 7538 nt
Organism: Nerophis ophidion (straightnose pipefish)
Lineage: Eukaryota; Metazoa; Chordata; Actinopteri; Syngnathiformes; Syngnathidae
Gene: lifra
Product: LIF receptor subunit alpha a
Exons: 18
Coding region: 232-3168 (978 amino acids)
Molecular function (GO): protein binding
Source: RefSeq, a predicted model, not a curated record